GUCGCCUUCAAAUCCCGGCGAUACAUGGUACCUGCCCCUCAGUCUGAAGCAUACUGGGGGAAAUCUUUCACAUCCAUCCAUGUGAAAUCAUGCGGCCAUGCUCAGGAAACCCAACAUCCUUUGCUGUGGUGGACUGCAGUUACUGAACUCGCCAUGCCCCUCAUCGCCAUGGUCUCGUGCUCUCCCCUCACAAUCUCACCCUGCUGCCAGGCGCUACGCCACAGCUUCUGAUUCUUCAGUCAAGGAUCUAUCAUGGCCGGCAAAUCCCAUAUUCACACCCUAUGAGCUAUUCAAACAAGAUCGGACCGCGCCCUAUUCGAAGACACGUUACUAUGAAAUGGUUAAAGUCUACCACCCGGAUCGCCCAUGUACCGGACAUCCAUCAUGCAGAGAUAUCACUCCUGAAGUGAGGCUUCAGCGAUAUCAUCUCUUAGUAGCCGCCCAUGAAAUCCUUUCCGAUCCAAGCAGACGGGCAGCUUAUGACCGGCAUGGCACCGGGUGGAACCUGCACCCUUCAGUUGAUGGUACUCCGACACCGUCUUGGGCGAAAACGGGUUCGAGUGACUACGGUCCGAUAUACGCGAACGCAACCUGGGAAGACUGGGAGAGGUGGCACAAUCGCCAUCAGGGAAAACAGGAAACGCUGGUUGACCAUCGAACCUUUGCGACGUUUGUCAUUCUUCUCACUUUGAUGGGCGGGGCGGUCCAAGCGUCUUGGAUUAGCAAGCUCAGCACUGGUUACGAAGAUAAACUUCUGGAGAUCAACGAAGAGUCCUCACGGCUCCUGAAAGGGCGGAGGGAGAGCACCCAGAAGCAGAUGGGGUCGUCGGAUGCCAGAGUUCAGCACUUUCUUAUGCGAAGAGACCCAUCGGGGUGUGGUUUAAAGGAGGAGGAACAGCCGAUUUAUAAAGAGGUGCUACGUUUCCAAAAGAGUUCUGACUCGUCUGCAGAGGUCGAGGAUACUGGGAGCGAGACAGAACCCCGCAAUUGAUACCGAGCACAUGCAUAGCCAUGCAGGCGCUGUAAAUAUCACCGGUCCGACGGAAGCCUGGAGUUGCCGUGGCCGAGCUGGAAUUAUCAAUCGAUACUCAUGAUAACAUUCUCAGCAAGCAAACAUAGAAUCUUCCAACCGCUACUGUUCCAGCUGCUUAUCAAUCCACGUUAUCACGUGCGCCAGAUCCUCGGGGAAAUCCCACAUUCUCGGCCAG
Molecule: messenger RNA, 1208 nt
Organism: Aspergillus sclerotioniger CBS 115572
Lineage: Eukaryota; Fungi; Ascomycota; Eurotiomycetes; Eurotiales; Aspergillaceae
Product: J domain-containing protein
Exons: 3
Coding region: 98-991 (297 amino acids)
Source: RefSeq, a predicted model, not a curated record